Molecule: messenger RNA, 219 nt
Organism: Laccaria bicolor S238N-H82
Lineage: Eukaryota; Fungi; Basidiomycota; Agaricomycetes; Agaricales; Hydnangiaceae
Exons: 2
Coding region: 1-219 (72 amino acids)
Source: RefSeq, a predicted model, not a curated record
AUGGACAACGAAAUUAUACCAGUGAUAUCGAGGCCUAAUCUACAACGGGCCUACCCAGCCUUAAUGUCCUCUCGGUCGUCUUUCGGCUCCCCAUGUCGAGUUAUGAAACUUUUCAAACGUCGAAGGCGAACUUCUCACUCGAUCAUUCGCGUUACGUGGCGGCCAGAAAAUCCACCUUCAUCGGUGCCAAGGGUUGUGUUGAAAAGAACUCAUGAGUGA